Aedes aegypti (yellow fever mosquito) is the source of this 1041-nucleotide messenger RNA. RefSeq names its product peritrophin-1-like. Gene Ontology annotation, molecular function: chitin binding. Lineage: Eukaryota; Metazoa; Arthropoda; Insecta; Diptera; Culicidae. Bases 84 to 953 code for a protein of 289 amino acids. The transcript has 2 exons. Gene Ontology annotation, cellular component: extracellular region. The record is from RefSeq and is a predicted model, not a curated record.
GUUAUUUACAAAUAUCGCAGUAUAUAAACUCAAUGCAAUGCACUACAAUCUAUUGAGAAACCUAGUUUUGUAACUUUUCAAUAAUGUUGGCGCUCAUCGUUUUGCUCGGUUUGGUCACCGGAGGUUUGUCCUCAAUCCUCUGUCCAACCAAGGUCGACCCGCAAGUAACGGUUCAUCUUCCGCAUCCAAACAGCUGUUCUAAAUUUCUCACGUGUGUUGGAAGUAACCCGGUUGAACAGGACUGCCCCGCUGGAUUGCACUGGAACAACGAACAGUCGUUCUGCGACUACCCUCGUGCGUCCGGAUGUUCCCGUGGCGAAAACUCGGACCAGCUGCAUCAGAGGCCAUUCAACUCAACGGCCGUUGCCAACAGUAUCUGCCUGCCGCAGACCAGCCGUUGUCCACUGAACUCCAAUCCUUCGGAGGAUGUCGUUUUCCUGAAGCAUCGGGACUGUCGCAAAUUCUAUGCGUGUGUUUCGACCCAGCAGGUUGAACUGUCCUGUCCCCCGAAAUUGUACUGGAACUCUCGUGCCUGCGUGUGCGACUACGAAGUGGAGGCUGAGUGCGACGGAACGGACAGGGUGAUUGAUGAUGUGCCGGAAGAGGUCGAUGAGGAGCAUUUCGAUCCGGAGGAUGCGGAAGAACACGAACAAGCUGAACAGGAUCAAGAGCCUGCUGCUGAAGAUCAACCAGAACAAAGUGCCGACGAAGAGCCGGAGGUUAGAGUUCGUCGAGCAGCCGACGGAAGCAGCUCCAAUGGAAACUCCGGCUCUAACAGUGGUUCCGGUAGUGGAUCGAGUGGAAGUGGUUCGAGUGGAAGUGGUUCGAAUGGAAGCAGUUCCAGUUCAAAUGGACAAGGCUCCAAUGGGAACACAGCUCAGUCCGGCGCUGAUAUUCGAACCGUUUCUUCAAUAGCUGUGAUUGCUUUCACGGCAGCCAUGAGUGUUCUGUAGGGAGUCACUUGUUCAUCUUUAUCGGGCUGGUCAAAACUUGGUGGUGGAUUAAACAUGAUUUAAAAUAAAAGCAAAUUAUCAAAUGGAA